AUGCGGCAACGGAUACACGUUUCAUGCCUCCUGGCUCCAAUCGCGCUCUUGGCUCUCCAUUGUUUCAAUAUUGGGCUUCCGCCAGCUGAUGCAUUGCGUCAAAAUGCUCAGUUUGGAGUGGAACGUCGGCCUUGGAUGAUUCAGACUCGAGGAGGAGCUGAAGAGGAAUCAUCGACCGAAACCAAGACGGAUCACAACGCGACUGUGGAAGAAUAUGUCGCGGCCAUGAAAGAAAAGGAUGGACAAGCUCGAAUGGAAGCAGCCAGUCAAAAGAAGGAAGCAUCACCAGGAAAUGAGAAAGCAACGGAAUCGGCAAAGACGGACACAUCAUCACCGGAAGAGACUUCGUCGUCGUCCUCCUCAGAUUCAGCGGUUUCGGCCGGUGUCGGUCUGAAAUCACCAUCUUCCCAUCGCAAAUCCAAUGCCGUAGGAGAUCCCGAUGGAGAUGACGACGAUGAUGACGAUGAUUCGGAAACUGAUUUUUCGGAUUUUAGUGAGGAAUGGGAAGAAUCAGUCGAGUUGAAUGGCCGCGAUUAUGAUCAUGACGACAUGAUGAAACCUCAGGUACAAUUUGAAGUGGUCAGUGAAGAAGAAGGACAAGACGAAACUAUUGAUUUGGAAUUGGAGGACGACGACGACGAUGAGGACGAAAUUGAUUUGGACAAUGGAUCGCAAGGUGGGGGUGUUCGCGUUCGCUUGGGACGGAUUCACAAUCGACGCAAGAAUCGCAAGGACAAACAACUCAAGGAAGAGGAGUCGCCCGAAGCCCUUCCCAAACCGGACAAAGACCACGGACUAGUGUUGGAAGCGUGGAUGCCCCACGUUUAUUUUCCACCAACGACUGCAGCGUUAUCCUAUCUAUCGGAAAAUGCCCGCCUCUUGGAUGCUUCGUCCAAGAAUCGAUUGGACCGACGAACCAUGUACGCGGCCUUGCUCUUGGAAUGGGGAUCCACCACGUCCAAAGUGUCGAGUCGAACUCGCAGAUAUCUUAGUGCAUCUUCUUCGCAACUACUUCAAGCGGCGCUAUCCAUGGCAACUCAACCACAAUGGAGACAAUCGGCACCUCGAACUAGUGGCAUUCGGUUGUAUCAAGAUGAAGAGACGACGGCCAAAAUGUCCACCUUGGGAAUGCAAGAAACAAUGGCAAUGGCACUGGCGCACUCUAUGGGAUGCGGAAUGUUGAUUUUGGACGACCAAAUUCUCAACAAGGUUCGCCAACACAUGAUUCGCAACGGGUUCUCCGAUGAUGCCGUCAAACCAGCCGUCUUGCUCCAAUCUUUGUUGAAUAUGGCGACGGAAGGCAAACUGAAAACCGCAAAGGGUAUGGCAACUGGAUCUAUUUCGUCUUGUAUGAAGCGCGACAUUGGACUGGGUUUGGAUGAUCCCUACGAUGAACGGGCAUUCAACAGUUUGGAAGAUAUGCGAAAGUGGGAGGAAAUAUGGGUGCGAACAGAAAAAGAUGAGCAGGAUGCAAAGGUCCAAAGCCAAAGCAGCGUGGUACUGGAAGGUGGCGACAAAAAAUCAGAGGAGUGUGAUGAUGACAACUCUGAUCCCAUGCCACUUCUAGUCUUUAUUCGAACGGGUGCCUCCAACUCCCUACUCAAGAGCAAAUCUGCCAUGGAAUUACUCAUCAAAGAAUGUACAUCGCCAGACAGCAUUCACUUGAUUACCUUGGGCAAGGGUAUUGAUGCUUCCACAACAACUCUCCCUAAGGAAGAAGAACCCAUGCCUGAAACUUCCAUGGAUUUUGACAGUGCUGGUAACAACAUGAAUAUGAACCAAAACAGCAACAUGCACAUGGGUCUUCCAGGACAACCACCCUUUCAUGGAUUCUCGAACCAAAAUCAGAAUGCAUCUGGUCAAUUCGAUCCUGAAGGAUCCAGGCGAUUCAACUUUUUCUUGGCUCGUACCAUUGAUCAAAAUGGCCAACCUGGACUACUUGGAGCCAUCGCUCCACCUCAAGCCGGUAACAUGUUCCCACACAUGAUGGCCAUGCAGGCACGUGAGCGACUCCAAGCUCAGGAUCCCGACUCACCUGCCAAGGCAGAAUUGGAACGAUGGGCCGAAAUGCUUCAAAGCAAUAUGGAGGCAGGUGAUGUCCCACCUCCUCAAUUCUUCAACGCUACUCUCGCAGAGCCUGGCCCUAACCAGGGAGGCAAGAAUCCUCCACCACCUCCACCAGAAGUCAUUGAGCAGACGCUACAGGCUGCCAUGACCGAACUGAUUGAUAGGUUUGCACAAAUGGCCGAAGAUGACGAACCAGCAGUCCCUGGAAAAGAGCUGUCGCCGGACUUGUACAAGGCCUUUGGUCAAGUUGUCCGCAACAACAGUCUUCGAAAGGGAAUUGCCGAGAACUUGAACUCGGCCGCCCGUGCCCUUUCGGACCCGAAAUGCCAAGGAGUCAUGUUGAGCGUCUAUGUUCCUCCCCCAAACCAACAAAUCUCUGGAACCUUUCCCCAACCAGGCCAACAGCCACAAGGCAACAACCAAAACCAAAAUGGUAUGAAUAACUGGUUCCAAAAGAUUUUGAGCAGUCAAGAUGAGGAAGGAAAUGAAGAUUCUGAAAAAAAGAAGCAAAAGCGAGUCCGCACCAUGGCUGCAGCUGCCGCCAUGAUGGCUUCCAACAAGAACCCGGGUGGCAAGAGCAAGAACUUUGAGACAAAGGCCAGUCGUAAUCUUGCCAGAUUGGAAUCCAUCUGUCGACCGAUUCCAGUUCCAGCCCCUGAAGAUCCUGUUCGAUCAAAGUCGUGGGAGUCCUGGAUUGCUCGCGAACGAGGUGCUGUGGUCUUCCGCAAGAACCGAAGCACAUUGAAUCAACAAUUGGAAGAUCGAAAGUUGGCGUUGGAACAACACACAGGAACACGUGGUGCUGGAUCGGCCUUGCGGCAAAUGCUCAGCGUCCGUGAUAUCACUGGCGAAAUCGAAGAAGUUGUCAAAUGCGCUGUUGAGUUGGAGGCUGCCAAGAGUCUGCGGCACCAUGAGACUUCAGAAGAGUCCCACAACCGAGAGGCAAAAUUGGAAUUAGAUAUUUCCUUGAGUCAAUUGAUUGUUGCGGAGGACGACACCGCCGAGAAGCAAGUGGAAAGUUCCAAACCCACCAAGGAGAGGGGCUCUGUACAGUUCAUCCACCCAUCCAGUUUGGAGACAGCAUUGACCAUGCGAUGUCGACUCAGUCCCUCGCCAUCCGGUGGACUUUCGGUUACUAGCUCGCCCAUUUCUCACCGAACCAAGGAAGAGAUCUCCUCCUUGGCACAAGACAAGCACGAGCGAGCGUUGAUAUCCCAAGUGGUGUCUCCUCAAGAUAUCGGUGUGACCUACGACAUGAUCGGUGGCCUCACCAACGUGAAGGAAUUGUUACGACAGAGCAUUACCUACCCUCUCAAAUUCCCGCACUUGUACAGCGAGGGAAUUGCUAGAGAGGCAGUCAAGGGUGUUCUGCUAUUUGGACCUCCCGGAACAGGGAAGACAAUGCUUGCUAAGGCAGUCGCAACCGAGGGUGGUGCCAGUUUCCUCAGCGUGGAUGCUUCCUCGGUCGAAAACAAAUGGCUUGGAGAGUCAGAAAAGAAUGCCAAGGCAGUCUUCACUUUGGCCCGGCGUCUCGCGCCUUGUGUCAUCUUCAUCGACGAGGUGGAUUCGCUCCUCUCCAGUCGAGAAGGAAGCUCGGACGACUCUGCUCAUGGAACCUUGACAAGUGUGAAGACAACGAUGAUGAGUGAAUGGGAUGGUUUGAACUCCGGAACAAAUGGAUCUGGAGAUCGCGUUGUCGUUAUUGGCUCAACAAAUAGACCAUUUGACUUGGAUGAAGCUGUUUUGCGACGAUUCCCACGACGUAUUCUGGUGGAUUUGCCAGAUCUGGAAACCCGACGAGAAAUCUUGGAAGUCACUCUAGCCGAAAACAGACUGGCAGCUAAUGUCAACUUUACUGAAAUUGCGGAACGCUUGGAAGGGUACACAGGAUCAGAUAUCAAGGAGGUUUGUCGCGAAGCCGUCGUUCAGAUUAGUCACGAACAAGCACGAUUGCUGGACCAAGGAUUUGCGAAUUCCGAUGAAGAUGUCACUGAAGGAUCACUGCAGCGACUGCGACCAGUCACUAUGGAUGAUUUUGAAUCGGCUCUCUCCAAGCUAAAGAGAAGUGUAUCCGAGAAGGGCCGAGAACUUGCUCGUGUAUGGGAAUGGAAUGACGAGUAUGGCGAGAUCAAGAAGGAGAAAUCGAAUCAUCUUCCUCAACUAAUGAACAUGUAUCUGUAA
Molecule: messenger RNA, 4248 nt
Organism: Cylindrotheca closterium
Lineage: Eukaryota; Bacillariophyta; Bacillariophyceae; Bacillariales; Bacillariaceae
Source: the annotation of a GenBank genome assembly